Messenger RNA from Penicillium argentinense, 735 nucleotides. RefSeq names its product imidazoleglycerol-phosphate dehydratase HIS3 (gene his3). Gene Ontology annotation, molecular function: imidazoleglycerol-phosphate dehydratase activity. Bases 1 to 735 code for a protein of 244 amino acids. The transcript has 2 exons. The record is from RefSeq and is a predicted model, not a curated record. Gene Ontology annotation, biological process: L-histidine biosynthetic process. Lineage: Eukaryota; Fungi; Ascomycota; Eurotiomycetes; Eurotiales; Aspergillaceae.
AUGACUCUCCCUGUUCGCACCGCGGUCGUCUCGCGCGUCACCAACGAAACCAAGAUCCAAGUGUCGCUCUCCCUCGACGGUGGCGUCCUCCCACCCUACGAGCCUUCCUCGCACUUCGCCCCGCCGACAGACCCCGAAGAAGCAGAGGCGGCCAAGAAGGGCAUUGUGCCUCCUAAGGAUGCCGGUCACGCCACACAGUUCACCCCGACCCAGCAGAUCACCAUCAGCACAGGAAUUGGGUUCCUGGACCAUAUGCUGCAUGCGCUGGCGAAGCACUCGGGAAUGAGUCUGGCGGUGCGCGCCAAGGGCGAUCUGUAUAUUGAUGACCAUCACACCGUCGAAGACACUUUCCUUGCCGUCGGCACUGCUUUCACAAAGGCUCUGGGUGCCCGGCAAUCUCUUGCCCGUUUCGGCCGCGGUGACGCUCCGCUAGACGAGGCCCUCUCAUGGGCCGUUAUUGACCUGUCAAGUCGUCCCUGGGCCGUGAUCAACCUUGGAUUCCGCCGCGAGAAGAUCGGUGACCUGAGCACCGAGAUGAUUACUCAUGGUCUUCAGAGUUUCGCCCAGGCCGCUGAUGUGACCCUUCACGUCGGGUGCACUUACGGUGACAACGACCACCACCGUGCCGAGAGUGCCUUCAAGGCUCUGGCUGUUGCCAUCCGCACUGCUUGUGCUCGGAAGACUGCCGGUCAGGUCGGUGCUGGCGACGUGGUCAGCACCAAGGGUGUGCUCUAA